GCCCAUACCCUCUCUUAUCACUUAUCCCUCUCUCUCUCUCUCUACCAACUCAGUGCCCUAAAUUAAUAAUUAGGCCAGCCACCGCCACAACCACCAUUACAGCCGCCGUAGAAGAUGACGACGCCUCUCAUUCUCUCUCUCCUACUCCUCCUCUCAACGGCCGCGGCCGCCGCGCCGAAGCACGACCUGGUGCGGCGGUCGUGCGUCCACGCGAGCUACCCGGACGUGUGCCUGCGGACGCUGUCGUCGUACGGCGGCGCGGCCAGCACGCCGCGGGAUCUGGCGCAGGCGGCGGUGCGGGUGAGCCUUGCGCGCGUGCGGAAGGCGUCGGAGUUUCUGACGAAGCUGAAGGGGACCGGGCGGCGGGAGCAGGGGGCUCUGAACGACUGCGUGGAGCAGAUGGCGGACACCGUGGACGAGCUGAGCAAGACUAUGUCGGCGCUCCAGCACCUCCGGCGCGGCGCGGACUUCCGGUGGCAGAUGAGCAAUGCGGAGACGUGGGUGAGCGCCGCGCUCACCAACGAGGACACGUGCCUCGACGGAUUCAAGGAGAUCGACGGCAAGGUGCGCUCCGAUGUAAGGAAGAAGCUCACCAAUGUCGCUAGGGUUACUAGCAACGCGCUUUAUCUCAUCAACCUCCUCGACGAUUAGUCUCUCUCUCUUUCUCUACAUAUACUAUAAGAACGAUAAUGAUCUAGUUUUUAUUCUCUUGUUACUUCUGCGUUUGUGUGCAUAAUGUAGCUCAUGAAUUUCCACCCUGUUUGCAACUUAUUCUAAAUAUAAAUAUUUCAGAGUGAUGUAUUAUAUAUGUUCUACCUCUAAUGUCAUGUUAAUUUACUCA
Messenger RNA from Salvia miltiorrhiza (redroot sage), 841 nucleotides. Its product is annotated as pectinesterase inhibitor 3. The record is from RefSeq and is a predicted model, not a curated record. Gene Ontology annotation, molecular function: enzyme inhibitor activity. NCBI's taxonomy places the organism in Eukaryota, Viridiplantae, Streptophyta, Magnoliopsida, Lamiales, Lamiaceae. Gene Ontology annotation, biological process: negative regulation of catalytic activity. The transcript has a single exon. Bases 115 to 651 code for a protein of 178 amino acids.